AUGCCUCCCAAGAAAGCUACCGGUGCCGCUGCUGCCGCCAAAGAGCAGAAGGAGAAGAAGACCGCCGCUGCCCCCGCUCAUGCCUCAUACAAAGACAUGAUCAAGGACGCCAUCAUCAAUCUUAAGGAGCGAAAUGGAAGCAGCCGACAAGCCAUCAAGAAAUACGUCAAGGCCAACAACAAGAUCACCGUCACCUCCGAGACCCAAUUUGACUCACUGUUCAACAAGGCCUUGAAGUCUGGUGUCGAGAAGAGUGACUUCACACAACCAAAGGGUCCCUCCGGCCCCGUUAAGCUCGCGAAGAAGGAAGCCAAGCCUGCCGAGAAGAAGGCCGCCGCUCCCAAGAAGGAGAAGGCCGUCAAGGAGGAGAAGGAGGCCAAGCCAAAGACAACCAAGACCAAGACCGCCGCCAAACCCAAGACUGCUGCUAGCAAAGCAAAGAAGGCUACUGCCCCCAAGAAGGCGUCCGCCGCUAAGCCCAAGGCUAACACCGCCACGAAGCGAGCUCCCAAGACCAAGGCCAAGGCUGAGGCUCCCGCCGAUGCCGUCACAGAUGCUCCCACAGUGCUUAAGAAGACCAAGUCUGGACGUGUCAGCAAGACAAAGACUACCGCUGGCACCACCAAGAAGGCCCCAGCCAAGAAAGCUGCCCCCAAAAAAUCAGCCACCCCCAAGAAGGCGGCCACACCUAAGAAGGCCGAGGCUGCUGCAUGA
Molecule: messenger RNA, 714 nt
Organism: Exophiala viscosa
Lineage: Eukaryota; Fungi; Ascomycota; Eurotiomycetes; Chaetothyriales; Herpotrichiellaceae
Product: linker histone H1 and H5 family-domain-containing protein
Exons: 7
Coding region: 1-714 (237 amino acids)
Biological process (GO): negative regulation of DNA recombination; chromosome condensation; nucleosome assembly
Cellular component (GO): nucleus; nucleosome
Molecular function (GO): structural constituent of chromatin; nucleosomal DNA binding; double-stranded DNA binding
Source: RefSeq, a predicted model, not a curated record